Messenger RNA from Cydia splendana, 1116 nucleotides. RefSeq lists its product as uncharacterized. The transcript has 2 exons. NCBI's taxonomy places the organism in Eukaryota, Metazoa, Arthropoda, Insecta, Lepidoptera, Tortricidae. The coding region runs from base 196 to 1056 and encodes 286 amino acids. The record is from RefSeq and is a predicted model, not a curated record.
CUCGCGAACAUGGCGUCUUUGAAUACAAUUAUUGAUUAUCGUAAAUAAUCUUUUAUUUAAUAUAAAGUACUGAAUCCUUGUUCCAUGCAUACGAAACAUGGUGUCAGGUGAAAACAGAGUAUAACAAGAAGAAAAAACCUAAGUGGUAAAUAGAAGUCUUUGUUAAGAAAAUAAAACCUUUGUGGAUCAAACAAAAUGGAGGAAACGCCCGUAAUGACCCUGGGCUUGCAGCCUCCUAAAGGAUACAAAAUUGAAGAUGCGGAGGCUUGGAAAAAAUACAAGCAGAUGUUUAACUUAUAUAUACAGGCCACGGAUUUGGAACAGGGGACUGAUGAAAAAAAGGUAGCCAUUUUCUUAACCUGCGCGGGAGAAGACAUUUUAGAGAUUUACAAUGGUAUGAGUGACACUUCUACAUUAAAAUGGGCUGAGUUGCUUAAAAAGUUUGAUGAACAUUUUAAAAACAAAACUAACACCGUCGUGAACAGCUACAGAUUUUAUAAUUUACGACAAGAGCCAGAUGAACCGGUGGAACGAUUUGUUUUAAGAUUGAAGAAUGCAGCUAAGACAUGUAACUUUAAAGAAGAAGAUAGAAUGGUAAGAGAUAUGUUAGUGAUAGGUGUGAGUGAGACGGGCAUUAAGGAGAGAUUGUUACGAGAGAAGGAACUGAGUUUGGAUACGGCACUAGAAUUAUGCAAGGCUGCUGAAUACAGCAAGAAAAAUGUAAAAGAGCUGGAAGAAAAAGUACAGUCAGUAAAUAUGGUAAGAGAAAGUUCUCGUUAUAGAAAAGAUGUAAAGAAACCGAUUCAUUACAAUUGCAGUUAUUGUGGUAAGAAACAUGAGCCAAGAAAAUGUCCUGCGUAUGGGAGAUGUACUGUGUGCAACAUUUAUAACCAUUAUGCAGAAAUGUGUAGAUUUAAGAAGAAAGAAGAGAAACCGCAGCAAAAACAAAGAUCCACAAAAAACAAAGUUGAUGGCAUCAGGGAAUCUACAAAUGACAGCGACUGCAGUUCGGAAGACUUUGUAGUAGACUCUGUAAAAGUGUCUUCACAGUACUAGACAUGAAGGAUGGGUUUUUUCAAGUGAGUUUGGAGGAUGAACAAAAACUCUGCACCUUCG